AUGUCUCGUCUGUCUCAGCUACAGAAGUUCGAAGGUCCAGAUCCGGCCUACUGGGUCAAUCAGGGCUAUGUCGUCUUAAAUCCAGAUUCGCGAGGUGCCUAUGCUUCCCAAGGCAACAUCACGUACUGGGGUCGGCAGCUUGCUGAGGAUGGUUACGACUUCAUCGAAUGGGCGGCUCAGCAGUCAUGGUCGUCGGGAAGAGUCGGGAUGUCUGGUAAUUCAUGGCUUGCGGCUUCGCAAUGGUUUAUCGCUGCAGAACGCCCUCCUCACCUGACAGCAAUCGCUCCUUGGAGCGGAUUCUCGGACCUUUUCCGUGAAGUCACCAAUAGAGGAGGUGUACCCGCUCCGGGCUUUGAGGAGGCUAUUAUAACAAGGCUCGCUGGGAAGUCCUAUGUCGAAGAUGUGCCGAGAAUGUGUAUCAAAGAAUACCUCUACAGCCCUUACUGGCACGACAAGAAAGCUCGCCUAGAAAGGAUCUCCGUUCCAGCUUAUAUUGUUGCCAGCUAUACGGAUAGUCUGCAUACGCAUGGAACCUUCGAAGGUUAUCGGCGUAUAAAUAGCUCUCGAAAGUGGCUACGGGUACACAAUUCUACCGAGUGGCAUGACUACUAUCAGCCAGAGCAUGUCGAAGAACUACGCGCCUUUUUUGACCAUUUCCUCAAAGACAAGAAGAAUGACUGGGAAUCCACACCACAAGUCCGCAUCUCCAUCUUAGAUUGGACUUUUGGAGAUGAAAUUGAUGCAAUUCAAUCGGACUGGCCGGUACCGCAGACAAUACCCAAGACGCUCUAUCUUAGUGGGCCUAGCACUCUAUCCACGAAACCUAUUUCGAUCGCGUCGUUUAGUUCCUACAAUGUAACAAUAUCUUCUGGAGUGAGCUUUACUUUUAAAGCUACCGAAAAAAUGGACAUCAUUGGAUACAUGAAGCUACGCCUCUGGGUUGAAGCUAGGCAAUCUGCCGAUAUGGAUUUAAGCGUGAAAGUCGAAAAGGUAUCCGCUGGCGGCCGAACCUUGCAUGAUAUCAGUAUCAAUGAGGACAGUGGUGUUCGAGGUGCAACCGGCCUACUCCGUGUCUCGACCCGAGCGCUAGAUACGAUGCGGUCCACAGAAGCCGAACCGUACCUACUUCAAGAUCGUGAACAGAUUCUAGAGGAGGGACAGAUAGUUCCUGUGGACAUUGGUCUUUGGCCUAGUGCUUUACGUAUCCACGCCAAUGAGUCGAUUAUUGUCACAAUCACUCCGGCAGCCAUUCAGGCUACGGAUGUGGAUUCGGGUACUGGUACUGCCGAUAUUCGCAUACCCGGCUGGCGCUGA
Molecule: messenger RNA, 1314 nt
Organism: Fusarium oxysporum Fo47
Lineage: Eukaryota; Fungi; Ascomycota; Sordariomycetes; Hypocreales; Nectriaceae
Product: Alpha/Beta hydrolase protein
Exons: 1
Coding region: 1-1314 (437 amino acids)
Molecular function (GO): dipeptidyl-peptidase activity
Source: RefSeq, a predicted model, not a curated record